AAUUUCAUAGUGUAAGUGUCAACCACCAAAUUUUAGUAACUACCGAUGAAACUACCAGACACAUUCAAAUUAGUUUUAAUUGUUUGAAUGUCAUAUAGAACUGGAAAACUUAUAAUAUAAACAUAUAUAAAAAGCGUCGAUAUUAUGGCAUUAGUGAAUGAACCGCCAAGGAAGCGACGUUUGGUGCAUAACGAACAUACAAGGUUACUCAAUUUUGAAGAAGACGAUGAUUUAGAGUUAUUUCAGAAAGAAGCAAUAUGGAGACGAGCUCAUGAAUAUGACAUCCUCCUGCUUGAAGACAAAAAAGCUCAAGAAAAAUGGAGUGAAUUAUUAGAAAAAUUUAAUCAUUAUAUAUUGCAAGUCUGCAAUCAUCAUCAAGAACUUAUGAGUUAUUUGCAAAAGUUAGCAUCUCCGUUGAUUGACAAAGAAAGAACUAAGGAUUUACCAAAAGAGUUGUCUUUCGAGAAAGCUUUAUAUUUUGAAAAAAAUGAUUUAGUCUCUGAUGAUUUGCAGUCUUAUUUCUCAGACUUCGACAAGAUCUUGAAAUCAAUUAUCUCUAAUGGUAUUUUAGCGAAGUUGGAUGAAGCAAAUGUUUCUGAAUGGAACCAGUGGAUUCAAGAGAAGGAAGGCCAAUUUUUGAUGACUUUUGAAACCUACUUUCAACGACUGAAACUUGCCCUUUUAAAAAAAGAGCUCACGUAUACUUCUGAUAGGCAGCACUCUGCAGAACUAGAAUGGAAACAGUUACAACAGCAAAAUAUUACGCUUGAACUAGAGCACAGCAUAGAACGAAAAAAGGAGCAGACUCUUCAUUUGGCAGACUCGAAGGAUGAUUCAGAGGCUUUCAAAAGGAACGUUUCGCAGGAUGAUGAGAACGUCGUCAAGCUAAAAAAUAAUUUCGACUCACAAUCUAGCAUGAUGAAAAGAAAUGUUGAUCAAAAAUUAUACCAGGUAUUAGAAAAACAAAGAGAGGCGGCCCAUUUAUAUAUCGAAUUGCUCUCUGCGACUGAUCGAGCUUUAGAGAAGACACCUGAAUACCAAGGCUUAUUGGAAAAGCUGCAUGAAAACGAAAACAAUGUGAGAAAUAUAAACAGUCAGCUUGCAUCAGUUUCCAGUGAAUUACAGACAUUCGUAUCUCAACGAACUAAAAUACAAAUAGAGGAUACACAACAAAAAAUGAACGAAAUAAAAGAGAAACAAGCACGAAUUGAAGAACUUGAAAGGUCGUUAACUUUAAUGAGAACGGAGCGUGAUGGUCUCGUCGUACAGCAACAAAUGUCGAACACUAACGAUGUAUAUUUCCAAGAAAUAUUACAGACCCUAACCCUUCUCACUGAUUCGAAAAAAUCAAUUUUGGAAGCUCAUAAGACUAAGCUCGCUUAUUUGGAGUGGGUAAAUAGUUAUGACUUGCAAACGAAUGUAGGUGACCAGAAAGAUGAGGAAGUGGAAAAGGUUUCUAGGAAUAAUGCUUGUUUAGAAGCAGAACUUCCGGGAAUGCAUUUAGCUUUUAACAAGGCGUACUCAAAGUUGAGAAAUAAUUUAGACUUGCUUCAGAGUAAUGAAGAAGCCGUCAAAAAAGCCCAUUACGAUAAAUCUAGAGCUGCGCAAAAGUACUUUUCUGCGAUGAAAUCGCGCGAUUUAUUGAUUACAGAAAGUAAAACCUUAAAGUUGGUUAACAGUAAAGGCCAGGAAUUUGUUAAUAAGCUUUCUGAACGUGAAAACGUGUUGGCUAAAUAUCAGUCAUCUCUCAAGGAAAUGGAAAUUGUAUAUAAACAAAUUAAGGACAUUUUUGGAAGAUAUUCCACAGGAGUCCUUGAAGAAGAUAAGCGUUUGCAAAUUAGAAAUUCCGAUCUUGAACAAAAGUUCAAAAGCUUACAAGAAUCUAUUGAGCUCACUAAUGAAGAUACUCACGCUGCACGCGAAAAGUAUUAUUCUUUACAAAUCAAGGAAGCUCAACUAAGUUUGAAAGAUGAAUACAAUCAGAAAGAGUCAGCUCUUAUAGAAAAGGCUUACGAAACCGAAGAGGCACAGGUUUAUAAAGGAAUGCUGAAAUGCCAGAUGUGUGAUUAUUCAAACUGGAAAAAUAGGCUUAUACCCACAUGUGGCCAUGCGUUUUGUUCGAGUUGUAUAGAAUCCAGGCUAAAGCAGAAAGAUCGUGCUUGUCCCAUCUGUGAAACCAUAUAUAACUCAGCGGAUAUAGUGACAAUUCAUCUUUAAUAUCUUUACUCUUUUGUAUCCUACGAAUCUAUUUAUUAUUUUUUGUUUUUUGGGGGACUUUUGAAUAAUACCUUCUUUUUUAUUUAUACUACUUAUAUGUUAGCUUUUAAAAAUAUGUACACUAAAUGAAUGUAAAUGUUAAAAACGAAAUGACUUCAUCCCAAUUUGAGGAUAAAAAAUAGAGACGUACCACAUCUCACUUCUGCAUUCAUC
Molecule: messenger RNA, 2430 nt
Organism: Schizosaccharomyces octosporus yFS286
Lineage: Eukaryota; Fungi; Ascomycota; Schizosaccharomycetes; Schizosaccharomycetales; Schizosaccharomycetaceae
Product: ubiquitin-protein ligase E3 Brl1
Exons: 2
Coding region: 145-2217 (690 amino acids)
Cellular component (GO): HULC complex; nucleus
Molecular function (GO): ubiquitin protein ligase activity; metal ion binding
Source: RefSeq, a predicted model, not a curated record